CGUCUGCUCGGCGUUUCUACCGAGAUCAGAUCCCUUUUUUGGCAAAUUCCCCAGAGCUGCCAGUUUCUUUUGGCCCCCAGAUUUGUUGACAUAUGGUAACGGAUCCUUCAACAUUUAUACCCAUCGAGCAAGAUGAGUUCAAAACAUCCCUUGAGACGAUCGUGUGCUUUCUGUCGGGCGAGAAAAAUCAAGUGCUCAAACGAAACUAUUUGCGAGGCUUGUCGUAAGCAAGGUGCCGACUGCAUUUACGACUUCGAGCCUCCAAGACCAAAGGGUCGGAACUUGAGUUUCGACGGCACAAAAGCCAACAAUCAUCUACAGGUACGGAGUGAACAUGAACUACCUGACAGCAAAAGAAGGAGAUCGUGCUCUGCCAAUUCUACCUCUUCUAUGUCUCCUGGCAGAACCCACGAAGAUCUUGCCCCGUUGGCAGAUGGUGUUGAGAGCCUUGCUGCAUCCCUCGAGCAGAUGUUUCAGGACAAAUUUUCCCAGUUGAUUUUUGGAGAAGUAGGAAAGACCCAGCAGCAGCAAAGCACAGAGGUCAGAUUCACUGGCCUUUUGCCCCUGAUUGCCUUUGACCUUGUCGCUUCUGUUGGCCAGAGAUAUAGCGACUUGGGGUCUCCUCAGUCUAAUGAAAGCAACCAAUUGAUCCGGUCUGGAUUAUCCAACGAUACUUCUACCAACAUGUUCGACAAUCCUUCAGCAUAUUGUAGCCCUCUGUCUACCUUUAGCCAUCGACAGCGGAACCAGCUUAUCGACGUCUGGUUCUCCGCACAUCCCCUAACAUUUCUCAUCUCCAAGACACUGCUGCUUCGAGAAAUCCGCGAAGAUACCUGUGACGAAAUCCUCAUGGCUGUGAUGCUAGCCGAUGCUAGUUUCGUCGUCAGAGAGGACUCGACAGUUGCUCGUGGACAUGAACUCCUGCAGUGGGCCAAGACUCAGCUACAGAUGCGGCCCUGCUAUCACCCUUCCGAGGACAAUGAUGCUGUAUACUCUGGUGUACCUACGAGAGUUUAUAAAGGGGUUACCACAGCACAGACUUUGGUGUUGCUGGCCUGGAACGCCCUAUCUUCCCAUGAAUUCCGCCGAGCGAUCUGUUAUAUCGAAGUUGCAAGCAAGCUGGUUACCGAGAUCAAGGAUUGUAUGUCGAAGGAUGCCUCCCAGCCGAACUCCAGCCGCAUAAAUGGUGUUGACGUCCUUGAUGUCGAGAAAGAAGUUGUCUCCAAUCUUUGGUGGACAACCUAUUCCCUUCACAUCUGGACCUCCAUCCAAGCAGGAGUCUUGCCCAAAACCACACCGUCAACCUUUGACCUCGAAUCUCUCCCCGUGACCUCAACCUCAUCAGUUACCAUUCAGCUUGACCUCGUCUCUGAGAACUUCAAUACCUUGCAAAAGCAAAAGGGCAACAUUCGAGAAAUGCGGCCUCUUGCCCAGGUUGUAAGUACUGUUGCAUACCUGUUCUCCCAAACCUCGGAUCAAGCCGCAUUGAAACAUGGCGUCGGUAUCUGUAAAGAAGCUAUCCGCUCUUUUGGUACAAAUGCAAAUGGCCCGAAAGAAAAAGUUCAAGAUGAUGACAGAUUGUGGCAACUACUUGUUGCGUUUCACCAUACCAUGAUCAUUCAGUUCCUCUUCCCCAAAAAUGGCUCAUUUUACGAGCGAGUGGUGGUCCCGGCUGAGACUGUUGAUCAAUUUUGCGCUUCUGUAGAACAAAUCAUGCAGUCCUUUUCGCCAACUACCAGACAACUCAAUCAAAACUCAGCCUCAACAUUCCAGCAACCCCUCUCUAAAGCUCUGUGUACUCUCCUGGACACUUGUUCCCGAGCUCUCAACCUCCUUCGGGAUAACCUAGGGCUUAGUCUUGAUCAUGGCUACUUCCGUCCAGAGUGGGAUAAUCGUCUCUAUUCUGUGGCAAGCUCCUUGUAUACAAUCAGCAAAGACGAGAGAUUUUACCAAGGCACAACCUUGCGCAGUGUGCGGAAGCAGAUCAAGUCGUGUGCUCGUGCUUUCGGCAGUAAUAGCACUACCAACGCGCUUGGGUUGUUGGAGCCGAGCAUGAACUCUAUGCGAUCCAUGUCGCACUCCCCUCAGAGCAAUGUCAGGCCUCCGAAUGGCUUUAUCGCGAAUAAUGAAGCCUUGGUGGAUAUGCCAUCGCCCUUUCAGGCUGAAGCUUCUUCGAGGGUAUCGUCAUCUAUGCCAUCUUCGUCAGGCUCCUCUACUAGUGUGUCAACUCACUCGUUCACCCCGUUUGAGGAGAUGAACAAAUGGCCAGUCAACGAGACUUUUUCUCAUGGGAUAAUGUCUACCAAUAUGAACUCUCCCCCUAUUGUUCAGCAAGGGAUUCAGGAUGGAACUCCCAUGCAGAACAUGUGGUAUUCGCAAGCACCCCCUAUGAUGAAUUUCGAGGCCGCGGGUCCAGCCUCUCUUCAACAUAGUCAGUGGGCUUGGCCACCCACAAGUGGCGAAGAGGCACCAUACAUGUCUUUCCAAACACUAGAUAUGGAUGAGACCUGAGUAUUAUUUGUAGGGUACCAGUUUCGAUAUUGGCUGAAUGCAAUUAUGAUGAUAACGGACAAAACAGAAUGAAGCGUGUUAUUUGGUUAUUGGCAGACUCUAAAAUUGGAACUCGCCGCUGGCGGCAUCGAUGUUUGCUUGUUGAGCAUUGCGUGCGCUGGAUCAGUGUUUUACUAUGUAUAUAUUUUAAUCAAGUGUUGGGGAGGAAACUCGAAACGUUGAUAGGGGCGCCAGAAGAGCCUGUGUAUCAUACAUAUAGUUUCAUCUAACCUUUCGCA
Fusarium oxysporum Fo47 is the source of this 2789-nucleotide messenger RNA. RefSeq lists its product as uncharacterized. Gene Ontology annotation, biological process: regulation of DNA-templated transcription. The record is from RefSeq and is a predicted model, not a curated record. Gene Ontology annotation, molecular function: DNA-binding transcription factor activity, RNA polymerase II-specific; zinc ion binding. The transcript has a single exon. The coding region runs from base 133 to 2511 and encodes 792 amino acids. Lineage: Eukaryota; Fungi; Ascomycota; Sordariomycetes; Hypocreales; Nectriaceae. Gene Ontology annotation, cellular component: nucleus.